GAUUGGCAAAUUCCACUCUACAACUAGUGUCAACAUUUCACAACUCAUUUAAAUGGAUUUUAUUUCAUUCAUACUUCUAAAAGAACAACAUGUUUCCAUGAUAGUAAAACAUACCGAUGAUCCUACUUGUUCGAAUGGAACUUACAAAUUUUACAUAUUAAAAUAAACAUAUCUAUAUAUAAACUGUUGAUAAUGUACACAAUCGUUUAUCUACAUAGAAUGUAAUAAGAGUUAGAAUUAAUAGCCCAAGUAUUAAACUGUAAAUAUUUAUUAACAGAUAACCAUACAAAACCAUGGGAAAUAUACUACUAUUAUAAUGAUUAUUGGAUAUGUAUUGUCUAAUCUAUCCCUCUUCAACCUAUUUCUUUAGAAUACAAGAAAUCUAAUGAUAUAUAAAUUGAAUAUAUGCACUAUUAUAUGUAUAUAUCGACUAUAAAGUAGAAUAUUCACUUCACUUACAAAGUAUUCUCAUUACUUAUGGUCCUGUUACUUGGGCUACUUUAAUAUUUUAACAUAAUUUACUCAAUAUCAAAGUUUAUAUUAUGAUGAUCAUGGUGAUUAAUCCAAUGAAAGUUAAUUCAUCUUUUUUUUAUAUGAUUAUAUUCUAUUAUUGUAUUAUUUCAAAUUGUAAUACAUCAUUACAUCAUCAUCAACAACAACAACAACCAAUUAUGAACACCACCACCACCAUAUCAUCAGAUCUAUUUAGACCACUUAAUUGUACAGUGGAUUAUCAUAUUGAAUUAGGUUUGAAACCAGAUAUUCAACAUAAAGAAGAUACUAUAUUUAAACAUUCUUCUCAAUCACCGAUAUUAAGUGUAGGUGCAUAUCAAUGGAUUGAAUUAACAUGUACAUGUUGUUGUAAAUAUAAUGAACAAUGGAAACAGAUUAUUAAAACACAAUUAGCUCAAUCUAUUAGUCAAACAGUAGUGAUUAAUCAAUCGUCAAUAGAUGAUGAUAAUAAUAAUAAUAAGACGGCAACAACUUUAAUGUAUAAAAUUACAUCCUCCAAUGGUUAUGUGAUUGCUUUAUCACUAUCUAAGAGAAUACAUUCUAAUAUUCAUUUAUAUCAUUGUGAAAAUACUACUGAUAGUACUACUUAUAAUAAUCAUAAUAAUUCUCUAUGUAUUACUUUAUAUUUAGAGAUAAAAUGUAAUACAACUAAUGGAUUUUAUAUACAUGCAGAGAAUUUAGGUCAUAGUCAAAUUACUACUUCAUUAAUUUGGUUGAAUAGUACAUCAAGAAAACAUAUUGAAUCAUUGACAAAAUUAACUGAUUCAUUAAAUAUCAUUGAUGAACAUUAUCAUCAACAGAAUCAUUCAACAGAGACGACAACAACAACAACAACAGUGACAACAACAAUCACUAGUCCAAAAAGUAUGAAACAACAUCAAAUACAAUUACAAGAAGAAGCAUUAUAUCAAUUAAAUAAUAAUAAAGGAUAUACUGUUACAAUACAAGAUCAAACACAAAUUAAAAUUACUGAAGCCAAAAUUUAUGUACCAAAACAACAAGUGAAUUAUUAUAACAAAUUAAUAGAAGAAUUGAAUAGUAACAAUAAUAGUUUAAUACAGGAUAACAAAAGUCAUGGUGUAUGGAAAAAUUAUUUAUGGUUAACAGUAUUAUUAAGACCACAGAAAUUUUAUAUUGUAUCUGAUUGGAGUUCAGCAAUAAUUGCUUUUAUGCUUGCAUUAUCUGUCGGUUGUUGUAAUGAUCCAAUUAUGAUUAGAGAACAAUUAAAUGAACCAAAAGCUAUAUUGACCGGUUUAUUUUGUCAACUGAUUAUAAUACCAAUGAUGGCUUUAGGUCUUGGAUUGCUUUUCGUUCUAGACAUCGAUCAAGCAUUUGGUUUAUUUAUUUGUUCAACUGUACCUGCUGGUGGAUUGGCUUAUUUGAUGACUUAUUUAAGUCAUGGGGACAGACAAUUGUCAGCGGCAUUAUCUCUAAUUGCAAGUAUCACUGAUUUAGUGGUUAUGCCACUUUGGGCUAUAACAGUUGGCUGGUAUUGGUUUAAUCGUCCAAUUAAUAUUGGGAAAACAUUUGGCUGGCUAAUGCUUAUAGCUUCAGCACAAAUUCUAGGAACUUUAAUGAGAGGAUGUCAACCAAGUUUAGCACGUGCAAUUCUAACAUGGAUAACCAGACCACUACUUUUAUUAUCUGGAAUACUGCUUGUGACUUUAGGUGUAUAUAUUAAUCAUUAUGCUUUUAAUGAAGUUACUCAAAAUUUAAUUUUUGCCUUACUAUCGCUUAAUAUAUGCGGAUUUGCAAUUGGUUGGCUCGUAGGAUUAAUAACUAAUCAAGGUUGUGCAAGAUCUCGAACAUUAUCUACGGCAGCUUCGGUGUUUAAUGGUCUUUUGUGUAUACCUUUGCUAAGAACAUGUGUACAUGCACCAGAAGGUGAUUUAGCGGCUGUAGCAGCAUUGUGGACAGUUUUAUUUACACCUAUCCCAUUAGCUUAUCAUGCAGUACUUACAAUAGUAGAAAAAUGGUUAAAAAGUUACGUACAAAAUCGAAGAAAGCAACGUGAAGAAGAGAGAAACUGUAUGGCUACUCUGAUAGGCGGAAAACAACAUGAAUUCGGUGCUGCAUCUGUUGCUGCCGUAGCUGCAGCAGCGAUUGCAGUGACACCAGCUAUUGCGACUAGAAAUCUAUCUAUAAACGACAAAAAUUCAAUUAUACAAUCAGAAAAGACAAUUAGUAAUGAUAGUUAUUGUGUGGAACAGUCACCAGUACCAAAAGCAAUGGUAACCGACGAAACUAUGGUGAAAAUGCACCCAAGUACUGUUACAACACUAGCUAAUUCAAAGAAUCAUCAUUUCAACAUCCUUACAUUAAAUACAAUUGAAUUAGAUUGUGAAAAUGAUGAGAAUGCAAGACAGCACAAAAUUAAGCAUCUGUACAGUGGACAACUUAAAUCAGAAGACGGUGAAUUAAAUUUAGAUUCAUUUGCUAACAACAACAGCAACUCACUGCUGGAUGAUAACAAAAAGAGAUCAUCGGAAUUCAUAGCACAACAGCUACGUGAUAAAAGAAUCAAUCGGCUUACAGAUUCUACAGGUCUCAGAAAACAACAACAGGAGGAAAGGAGUCAUUCUACAGAACACUAACAGACUCUAAUAUAAAUAACCAAAAAGGGUACUAAUAAUUCUCGAAUGCUCGUCCAUCAUAGUAGUAAUAUACUUUCAACAAAAAGCCAUCAUCUAGUGACAAGUAUCUACCAUCAAUUGGCAUUGAAAAGGAAUCAAAACAUGUUAGUAUACAGUCAACUAAAAAUCCUCCAAGACAUUAUCAUCAUCCUGCUGAUACCAGUGUAUCAUCACUGGAUACAAACCUGCAGCGCAUAUCAUAAAUUACAAUUAGUUGAAGCAAACAGAAAGACAACAAUGGGAACAACAACAAUGAAUAUAGCACUAUUAGUUAGUUAAUGAAACAAAAAAGUAGAAUGAUUAUGAUGUAGUUUCUCAUGUAUUUUCUUUUUCGUGAAACAUUUUUUAGUCAAAAAAGAGAUAUAUAAACACUUAUUCUGUUUUACGUUUAUCUGACUAUUACAUAUUACAAGAUAUUUUUGCUG
Schistosoma margrebowiei is the source of this 3571-nucleotide messenger RNA. NCBI's taxonomy places the organism in Eukaryota, Metazoa, Platyhelminthes, Trematoda, Strigeidida, Schistosomatidae. The record is from the annotation of a GenBank genome assembly.